Molecule: messenger RNA, 2090 nt
Organism: Ictalurus furcatus (blue catfish)
Lineage: Eukaryota; Metazoa; Chordata; Actinopteri; Siluriformes; Ictaluridae
Exons: 2
Coding region: 270-1442 (390 amino acids)
Source: RefSeq, a predicted model, not a curated record
AGAGUAAAAGCCUAUGAACGAGGAAAUGACCCAUCCCUCUCAGAGUGAGCUUCUAGGCAUGCUCAGAAGAGGUGGAGCCCAUCCAUAGUGGGAGGGCUGUGAGAAGCGAGGUUAUAAAUAAACGUCACAAAGCCACAGAGGAGUGCAGCUCUUCCUGCACAGCUGGGCUUCGCUGGCACACCACAGAGGGCACCUCUGCACAUUUCUCCAAAUAACUAAAGAACAUUUGCCUCGCUUAACGGAAAAAGACCUCUUUCCCGACAUCCAAUAUGACUGGUGUGGCAGAAUGGAUUUUGGAAAAUAAGGACAAGAUUGAAAAGGGAGUGGAGAUCCUAGGUAAAGGCUGUGAGAUCCUGGCAGUCACUGUAGGCCAGUUCAAUCCCAUCCUGGAGGCAGUUUUUAUGGUCUCGGCUGAGCUCCUUGGCAACCCAGAGGGCAAUGAGGCGAAGUAUCUUGCUGAUCAGUUUGAAAGUGUCAACCAGAAGUUAGAAAAGGUCCAGGGUGAGAUUGAAAAAACACAGCUGGUGCUGCAGCGAUCAUCGUUGAACAUGGAGAACUUUACGUUCUACGCACAGAUAAUCAACCAGUAUGAAAUGUUUAAAUAUAUAUUCACAGCCAAACCCAAGUUUAAGAAGCUGAAGAUAAAUGAGUUCCUUGAAUUCUUUGAGGAAUAUGAGGGAGAAAAGAACCUUGAUUGCUUGUACGAUGCCUUCACUGGAAAGAAUUCUUCUGGAGAUGCAAUGCUGGACACGAUACUGGCCACCGAGCAGCGGAGCAGGAGGGCAGUGGAGGAAUUCUGUGCUUCGAUGAAGAAGGUGUUUGUGGUUGGGAUUGUGGCAUUGAUGGGCUACGCUGCGCUAAAGGAAGGCACUGUUGAAGAGGAUAUGGUGAAGAAAUGGCAAGACCGCAUGGAGGAGGUGGAGAAGCGCAUGAAGGCAGCAGUAGAUGAAUGUGUGGACAACUUUCCUGCACAAGCCAAGACUGAUAUAAAUCAGAAGCUUACAGAGAGGCAGAGCAGUGUCGACCCUGAGUUUACUAAAUUCAUACUGGAUGCCCUUGUCAAGAAGUAUGACUGGGUGUCCUGGUCAGUUAGGGUGUUUAAAGAUGAUGACAGCAAACUUGGGAAGUUUCUGUUUGGCAAGCGGCGCCAUGUAAAUGGAGGUGACAAUUAUCUUGAUUUUUUGUGCAAUAAUAAAAUAAGGAUUGUGGUGUCUUUCAGUGCGGACCCUAAACCGCUCAACAAGAGUCAAAUAAAGGAUCAAAUAGAGGAAGAGAAAGGUGAUAUGAAAUCUAUGGCUGAGUCUCUAUGUAGGAGUUUUCCUAACUGCCAUGUGCAUGCUGUCAGUCGCGCUAACAGAGUGGAGGAAGCCAAUAAUUUCAACCCGGAGCACUUUUAUUAUAUACAUCACAAAAAAGCUUACAUUUGUAUCCACUCAGAAUAAUGGAAUUUAGAUCAAAUUAAAUAUAUUAAUGCCAAUCAGAGUCUACACUAUCUGCUCUAUUUGGAUUCUCCAGGCUCCUGUUAAUUAAUGGAUUCUACAUUUAGACAAAAAUUUAUGCUUGUUGUUGUUGUUGUAGCACUUAAUCAUGGAAACAAGACAGAUUUAGACUGAGGGUCAAAGCACUAAGGCUUGACAGGAACACAUUAGGCUCUAAAGAAGGAAAUAUGAACAGAAAAGAAGUUUGAUAUUGUUUUAAUGUCCAUACCUUAUAUAAACCCUUACAUAUGUAAAUAAACCCAAAGUUUAGUAAACCUAUUCCCAGCCUAUGACCUAUUUUUUUUCUGAUACACCUAAUGUAAACACUGGUUACAUUCCCAGCAUUUUUAUUUUAUAUUGUUAUAUCUUUUUGCAUUACCCGUUACUAUUGUCCUGUUUCAGUAAUCAUCGUACUACCUUGUGCUGUUUGCACAUGCACUUUAUACAGUCCUGUAUAGGUCUUAUUUAGUUCUGUGUAAUCUCAUGUAUUUUGGUGUUGUGUUAUGUAGCAUCAUGACCCUGAAGGAAUGUUGUUUCAUUUCACUGUGUACUCUACCAUCUGUUUAUGGUUCAAAUGACAAUAAAGCCAGAAUACAGACUUUCCCUUCUAAA